AGUCUCCACCCCGGAUACCACUCUCCUUCCCCCGGCUCUUAUAAAGCAAGCAAGACUUUCAGGCCGCUCUUCGGGCUGUCUUUUCUUCUUGUUGAUGGUUAGACUCUGUGAGAGAAGGAUGAAGUUCCUUGUGGCCGUUACAGUCAUUGUGGGAUCGCUGAUUUUUCUCGCUUUCCCCAAUGGCUCAUCUGCUGACGAGAAGAAGAAAGGCCCCAAAGUAACUGCAAAGGUAGGUGCUAUAUACUUGCAGCUUAUCUCCUUUUUGGAUCUUACAAGUGUUGCUUAUGUUGUUGUUUUGUUUUUUCUAAUAACACAGAAAGGGUUUGGUUACAAGGGCAGCAAAUUCCACAGAGUCAUCAAGGACUUCAUGAUCCAGGGUGGAGACUUCACCAGAGGAGACGGCACUGGAGGCAAGAGCAUCUAUGGAGACCGUUUCCCCGAUGAGAACUUCAAGCUGAAGCACUAUGGCGCUGGCUGGCUCAGCAUGGCUAACGCUGGCAAAGACACCAACGGCUCACAGUUCUUCAUCACCACCGUUACAACUCCCUGGCUUGACGGCAAACACGUCGUCUUUGGGAAAGUUCUUGAGGGGAUGGAAGUGGUGAGGAAGAUCGAGAAGACAUUAACAGAUGCUCGAGAUAAGCCACUUAAAGAUGUCAUUAUUCAUGAAUGUGGCAAAAUCGACGUGGAGAAGGCAUUCGCAGUGGCCAAGGAGUAGAGGAGUGCUGCCGGGGAAUACCGAGGAGAACGGGACUGGGGGGGGGAGGGGGGGGUCGUGCAGGCCACCUUGUUUUAUCACUAACAGCCCUGUGGUCCUGGAGAGGGGGCUUUGGAGUCAUUCGAUGUCAGUGGCUGACGUCUUUAAGCACCAGAAGAGCAUUAACAUCGAGCAAUCGAUCGAGCAAUGACGACACUCUGGGUCCAUUAACCAACGAGCAUUCCAAGGUGCACUUAACUGUUCGUUGUUGUUGUUUUUUUUGUUUUGUUAAAAAAAAAUGAAAUCUGAAAUAAAGGUUUCAAUUUUGUUAAA
Messenger RNA from Plectropomus leopardus (leopard coralgrouper), 1030 nucleotides. The record is from RefSeq and is a predicted model, not a curated record. Lineage: Eukaryota; Metazoa; Chordata; Actinopteri; Perciformes; Serranidae.